Molecule: messenger RNA, 1584 nt
Organism: Phaedon cochleariae (mustard beetle)
Lineage: Eukaryota; Metazoa; Arthropoda; Insecta; Coleoptera; Chrysomelidae
Source: the annotation of a GenBank genome assembly
AUGGAGUUCAGUAGUGACCAUUGUAUUAGUCGAAGGCAAAAAUCUACUGCCAUGUUAGGUAACGAAAAAUACAAAAGUAGAGUAGUAUGGAGGUCACUUAAUCCAAGAUGGCUAGAACAACUAGACCUUCAUCUGUACGACGACGGGGACCAGCAACUAGAAAUCACCGUCUGGGAUAAAGAUAGAGCAAGGGACGAUUUCAUCGGAAGAUGUACCAUAAACCUCUCAGCCCUAGAGAGGGAACGAACGCACAGCAUUUGGCAAGAGCUCGAAGAAGGUGCAGGAUCUCUCCAUCUGCUUCUCACCAUAAGUGGGACCACUGCUUCAGAAACCAUAUCUGACCUGUCGACUUAUGAGGAGAACCCAAGAGAAAGACAAGCCAUUCUUGAACGAUACAUCUGGCAUCGCACCUUCCACAAUCUCAAAGACGUGGGCCAUCUCACCGUCAAAGUGUUCAAAGCCCAAGGGCUUGCAGCUGCUGAUCUGGGCGGCAAAAGCGACCCUUUCUGCGUCCUAGAGCUCGGGAACGCUCGCCUUCAGACGCAGACAGAGUACAAGACGCUGGCUCCCAGCUGGAAUAAAAUAUUCACCUUCAACAUCAAGGACAUCAAUAACGUUCUAGAGGUCACUGUAUUCGAUGAGGAUCGAGAUCAUAAAGUGGAGUUUCUAGGUAAAGUUGCCAUUCCUCUCCUGAGGAUAAGAAACGGCGAGAAGAGAUGGUACGCUUUAAAGGACAAGAAACUCAGGAGCAGAGCGAAAGGCAAUGGACCGCAGGUUCUCCUGGAGCUAACGAUGGCUUGGAAUCCCAUCAGAGCUUGUGUCAGAACUCUGAAUCCCAAAGAAGAGAAAUUCAUGCAGACAGAGGUGAAAUUCAAACGACAAGUGUUCGUGAAAAAUGUCCUCAGACUGAAAGUGUUCGUCAUGUACUUCUACGAAUUCAGUAAACUUUUUCAGAACUGUUUCGAGUGGGAUUCGAAACUACAAAGCUUCGCAGCACUAGUGGUUUGGCUCAUCCUCUGCUAUUACUUCAAAAUCUGGAUGCUCCCUUGCUUCGGCCUCCUAUUAUUCCUGAAGCAGUAUUGCAUAAGGACUUUGGCAGGGCCCAUUCAAGUCCCUUGGGACGAGACAGCCGACUCAGAUUUGGAUGAAGACGAGGAAGAUGAGCUGAAAGAGAAAGAAGAGAAGAAGAGUUUGAAGGAAAGGUUACAAGCCAUACAAGAAGUUACGCAAGGUGUGCAAAAUGCUAUCGGAAGGAUAGCUUCAUUAUUAGAAGGCGUUAAAAAUAUGUUCAACUUUACCGUUCCAUACUUAUCUUGGAUUGCUAUAGUUUUACUAGUACUAGUCGCCGUAGUACUUUAUAUAAUGCCAUUAAAAUACCUCCUGAUGCUCUGGGGUGCCAACAAAUUCCUUAGGAGAAUCCUCAGACCACAUGCAGUACCUAAUAAUGAAGUUCUCGAUCUUCUGUCCCGAAUUCCCGAUGACGAAAUGUUGGCGAGAACACUAAUUACUAGGAAAAAUACUAUGGCGUUCAUCCAGGGCCUACUCUUAGAGGCCCUGGUUAAUAACGACGAGGAGGCACAGUGA